Leptidea sinapis is the source of this 2028-nucleotide messenger RNA. RefSeq lists its product as uncharacterized. The record is from RefSeq and is a predicted model, not a curated record. The coding region runs from base 815 to 1975 and encodes 386 amino acids. The transcript is spliced from 2 exons. NCBI's taxonomy places the organism in Eukaryota, Metazoa, Arthropoda, Insecta, Lepidoptera, Pieridae.
AUAUUCCAUGAAUUCGUUUUUCCUGUUUUGGGUACUUCCAUAGAAUUAUGUCAAACAUACGGUUUGUUAUUGUUGGGAAAUGCUGCGUAUGUUCAUAGUAUGUUUGUGCUAUUAGAAUAAUUUAUAAGUUGCGCCCCAGAGACUCGCUUCAGGAAAAAUUCAAGUUGAUGAACAUCCUGACCCUUCCCUCUCUCUACAUUCUUCCCUUUCUUAUAAAAAUAAAGUCAAUUUUAUAUCUUUCCCUUUUAAUAAAACAAUGCAAAGAACAAAAUAUGAAAAUGUUCAAAUAAAAGCUUCCUUUUCCUUUUUCUUUUGAGAUUCCUUUGAGAGUGUCAAUCGAAUAGUCGAACUAGAUUACGAUCAUUAGGUAGGUUAUGCUUUUACCUUCAUUAUUUUAAAAUUCAGAUUUAUAUAUAAAUCUCUCACUAUAGUGACAAAUGAACAAAAAAUUUUUAAAUUAUUAAAACUUUCGUGAGACAUGAUCAACUUAUUUAGUAAUACGUGGACAUCAAUAGUGACACAGUGUCAGUGAUACCGUGCUCGUCAUCACCACCGGCAUUCCCCGCGCUCCCCGCCCUGUCCAGCCGCGCACUACGAGCACAAGUCCGCAGUAUGAGACGGGACGUUAUCGCGAACCCACUACACUCACCUUGAUGAAGGACUUCCGAAUGGUCCAAAACUAGUCGGUACUCAAACCGAUAAAUCGCGAGUAAAGCCGUAUUAAUAAAUAAGUUAACAUUAAGUCAUAAAAUGUUAUAACAUAACAUAUAUAAUAAUCCCAAUCUCGUAAAAUGUUUCAAUCUCAUGAACCAAUAUGAAUUUUAUUACGUUCUAUACUUUGAUAUUUGGCCUAACAAAAUGCUACAGUAUUAAAUUCGAUGUCCAAGGAUCAGUCCGUCUUGGAGAGGAAGUAGUGGAGACACUCUCUCAUAUCUUCGGCUCGAAAUAUAAUGUCAUCUCUAGACGAUCCUUUCUCCCAGUGGAAGAUGAUGACUAUAUUACCAGUACCGUACGACUAGCUCUUCUCUGUACUAAUGUUAUCUUCUGCCAAGACGAUACUAAGCAAUUUGCUGAAGAGUACGUCAUCGUGCAAGCCAAAGGUGUCGAAAACAUUCUAAAAUCACUACUAGGUGAUCAAUUCAAACGUAAAGUUUACGAAAAUCAAUUAAAACUUUACUUGGAAUACGUAAGAUAUAUUCUUAAAAGUGCCAAUAAUAAAUUGACUGAAGAAGGUAAAGAUUCUCUCCAAAAUAUCUGGCUAGACGUGAUAAAGAAAAUAAGCGCAAAAUUUCAAGAGCUGGCAUCGAUUUUCGUCGCGCAAUAUCACAUUGAAAGUAAACAGUCGAUGAAAGACAUGAAUCACAAGCUUAUCUUAGCGACAGUAAUAAUAGAGUUGAAAUAUUUACACAGAGUUUGUAUAGGCCACGGGAUGUGCGUUAAAUCAUUUGAGUAUACAACAGCUUUGUACAGUAUUUUGGAACAAUUUGCUAUUAUGGAUGAGGAUAAAGUUCGCUCAUUUAUAAGAUACUUACAUGAAGAACUGUAUAACAUGUCAUUCUACACGAUCCUGAGUGAAACAACAGCUCAUCAGUUACAAAUUAUACUCAAUGACAUGGCCUACAGCAGUAAUGUGUCCCCAAAAAAUUUACUUUCAACUUUACAAAAAAUCGUUGCAGCUAGAAUAGAGUUUCUAAGAACAAAUAAAGAUGAAAAACUUUCUCACGACGCGCUUCUUGUACAUGUUAUUCUAUCAGAUAUGGACCGUAUGUAUAGCAUAGCAAAACCGCAACAAUUUCAUGAAUUUUUAACCAAUUUCUUUCAAUGGAAACAGAAGAAUAUAAACUUUAGCAAAGAUAUUAAAGAGGUUCUUAAUGAAAUACGUAACGGAAUGCAACAAAUGGACGAAUAUCUUAGAGUUAAACUAAUAAACGAAGUUCGUGUGUUUUUAGAAAUGACAGUUGAUGGAGAUGACUAAAUUAUUUUUCGCUAUGUCGUGUGUCUAUUGUUGAAUAAAUACAAUUUAUAUUC